Carlito syrichta (Philippine tarsier) is the source of this 545-nucleotide messenger RNA. RefSeq names its product ribosomal protein S26 (gene RPS26). The record is from RefSeq and is a predicted model, not a curated record. Gene Ontology annotation, molecular function: structural constituent of ribosome; mRNA binding. Gene Ontology annotation, biological process: translation. Gene Ontology annotation, cellular component: cytosolic small ribosomal subunit; ribosome. Bases 128 to 487 code for a protein of 119 amino acids. NCBI's taxonomy places the organism in Eukaryota, Metazoa, Chordata, Mammalia, Primates, Tarsiidae. The transcript is spliced from 4 exons.
ACCAAUUUGAGAAACGUGGGUUGCAGUUCUUGACGCCCGUCUACUUCCGGUGUGAGCGGAGGGAUCUGGCGCUAUAUAAGAGGGCCCUGGCAGGCGCCGGAUCCUCUCUCUGGUCCUCGCAUCCAAGAUGACAAAGAAAAGAAGGAACAACGGUCGUGCCAAAAAGGGCCGCGGCCACGUGCAGCCCAUUCGCUGCACGAACUGCGCCCGAUGCGUGCCCAAGGAUAAGGCUAUUAAGAAGUUCGUCAUUCGAAACAUAGUGGAGGCCGCAGCUGUCAGGGACAUUUCUGAAGCGAGUGUCUUCGAUGCCUAUGUGCUUCCCAAGCUAUAUGUGAAGUUGCAUUACUGCGUGAGUUGUGCCAUCCACAGCAAGGUGGUGAGGAAUCGGUCUCGUGAAGCCCGCAAGGACCGGACACCCCCACCCCGAUUCAGACCUGUGGUGAGGUGCUGCCCCACGGCCUCCACCAAAGCCCAUGUAAGGAGCUGAAUCCUUAAGGACUGGAGAACAACUAUCUGGGAAAAAAUAAAAUGGAAAUUAUACUUAC